UCCGGAUCUGCAUAAGCGUAAGCGCAGCGACUCGACCGCCGUUCGUUUAUAAGCCCCUCCCUGAGAAGUGGCGACCACCGCGACGACCGUCCCGGAGUUAAUAACACAGGGAAAAGGAAGUCACGCGAUUGAGCUGCCCGGUGAGCUAACAGCAACGACUGGAGCAUGGCUGACGAAGAAUCUGACAUAUCUAAAAGGGGCGAUACCCCAGGGGACAGCAAUGCCGACGGCAAAGUGCCAGAUGAAACCAAAUGUGACGACGUCGAUAAAACUUCGAUCACGACAACCACCACGAAGAACGCUUUAAUAACGACGCAGCUGGGACCGUGCGACGCUUAUCCGCAUCCUGUUAAAGUUUCGAUCGUCGGUACAAGAAAGGUUGGAAUGGCUUGCGCUAUCGCAAUUCUAAUGAGGCGUAUAGCAAGUGAGGUCUGUCUGAUCGAUCAAAACUUGGACAAGGCUUCCGCCGAGGCCGAGGACAUUCAGCACGCUGGUAUCUUUCUGGGAUGUCCGCUGGUGAUUGGCACGUCAGAUGUCUACAAGGUGAAAGACUCGGCGGUGGUAGUAAUCGCGGUUUGUGAAAAGAAAGCCGAAGAGGAAUUGAACGUGAAGCACAACAUCGAGGUGUUCAAGAAGAUCGUCCCCACAAUCGCAAAAUUGGCCUGCAAGGCAGUGUUACUAGUUGUAACUCAGCCGAUCGACGUGAUGUCGUACAUCACCUGGAAGUUGUCCAAGUUUCCCGCGAGUAGAGUGCUUGGCACGGGGACUCUGCUCGAUAGCUGCAGGUUUCAGGAUUUACUGAGUCGGAAGUUGGGGCUGGCGCGCACGUCGAUCAACUGCAUGAGUAUCGGCGCGCAGGGCGACACAUCUGUUCCUAUAUGGUCGAGCGUUCACGUGGCGGGUACUAAGAUACGCGACAUAAACCCACGAAUGGGCGAGGCGGAUGAUCCCGAGAAGUGGCGUGACAUUUCCGAAGCUGUAAAUAAAACCGACACGGAGCUUAAUCGGAAGAAGGGCGAGAGAGGGCCGGGCUGCUGGGCUCUCGGCUUCUGCACCGCCGAGAUCGUCGAUGCCAUCGUCAGGAACACUAAAGCUGUAUUGCCAGUGUCGACGUAUAUACAUAGUUGCGCCCACGGGACCGAUAAAGAUGUAUAUAUGUCGGUGCCCUGUGUUCUCGGUCGGGAAGGUGUGUACGCCACAGUGCGACAGAAGCUGAAUGAUCAGGAAAAGACGGCGGUACAACGGUGUGCCGACAGCAUCCGCAGUGUGCUGCGUGAGUGCGGCAUUCUACGUGAGACAAGCGACAUUGAGGAUCGAACGAUGUACGGCGGAAAGCGGAAGAGCGUGUCGGAUAUGACCGAAGCAAGAAGGAAAUCACCUGAGGUUGCCGGCAGCACGGUAACUGUUUUACUGGCGAAACAGGCGGAACAUCUUGUGGAUGGUCAUCGUGUCAAGGUCGUCGUCGUUGGCAGUGCGCCCAAGGGUGUCGCGGUCGCUAUAGCGAUUCUAUUCAAAAAUGCGAUACUCGGCCUGAUGCUCUCAUUGCGUAACGAUUCGAAGCGCAUAAUAACACUGCCCGCCGGGCAGCGACCAGUUGCCGUUAAUUACUCUCUAGCUUCUCUGCCUGCUACCCCGUUCUAUCGUUCAUCCCUCUGUGAUUUUUUGUUGUUGUUGCAGCGCCUCGCCUCCGAGCUGAUCCUUAUAGACGCGAACGAGGAUCUCGCUAAGGCGGAAGCAGAAGACAUCAGCCAUGCGGCGGCGUACCUCGGCAAUCCCAGGAUUGUCGGUACCAAAGAUUAUGCUUGUGCCAGAGACGCAGCGGUAUGCGUGAUCACAGUUGGAAGCCAGUCUCGUGAAGAUCAGCAGCCGGCCGAUUAUCUGGAGCAUAAUCUGAAAAUUUUCAAGGACGUCAUUCCGAACGUAUCCAAGUACGCGCCGAACAGCGUUCUUCUCAUUCUUUCGAAGCCAGUUGACAUUCUGUCGUACGCAGCUAUGAAGCUGUCUGGAUUUCCACCAAAUCGUGUUAUAGGACUAGGAACAUUUCUAGACAGCUGUCGAUUUCAGUACUUUAUCGCUCAAAAGCUCGGAAUUUCAGCAAGCGCGAUUCAAGCGUUAAUCAUUGGCGAGAGCGGACCGGCUUCUGUCCCGGUCUGGUCUGCUGUCGCGGUAAUGGGUAUGUCUUUAAAAGAUAUAAACAAAGAGAUCGGCACAAAAACGGAUCCAGAAUCCUGGGGUGACUUACACACGAAAGUCGUCAAUAGCGAUAGCGAAUUAAUCAUCAAGAAAGGCUAUCACAGCUGGGCAGUCGGAAUCUGUGCAGGCGAAAUUGUUGAUGCUAUAGUGCGCAAUACUUGCGCUUGUUUUACUGUCUCUACGUUCGUGAAGGGUUGCCGACACGGACUGGAAAAGGAUAUUUUUAUGUCAUUACCAUGUGUAGUAGGAAGAAACGGCGUACAGUCCUUUAUUCGUUUGUUGUAUACAUCUAAGGAGCAAGAAUUGUUGACGGUAUCCUGCAGAAGAAUUUAUGAUGCGCAAAAAUUGAUCCUCGACAACAUUGAAUAA
Messenger RNA from Vollenhovia emeryi, 2562 nucleotides. RefSeq lists its product as uncharacterized. The coding region runs from base 166 to 2562 and encodes 798 amino acids. Gene Ontology annotation, biological process: carboxylic acid metabolic process. NCBI's taxonomy places the organism in Eukaryota, Metazoa, Arthropoda, Insecta, Hymenoptera, Formicidae. Gene Ontology annotation, molecular function: oxidoreductase activity, acting on the CH-OH group of donors, NAD or NADP as acceptor. The record is from RefSeq and is a predicted model, not a curated record. The transcript has 15 exons.